Messenger RNA from Physcomitrium patens, 3301 nucleotides. RefSeq names its product endoribonuclease Dicer homolog 1. Gene Ontology annotation, cellular component: cytoplasm; nucleus. Gene Ontology annotation, molecular function: protein binding; RNA binding; ribonuclease III activity. The record is from RefSeq and is a predicted model, not a curated record. Lineage: Eukaryota; Viridiplantae; Streptophyta; Bryopsida; Funariales; Funariaceae. Gene Ontology annotation, biological process: siRNA processing.
UAGUUAACUAAUCUUGCCUUCCUUCCUGCCUUCCUUCCCAGCCUCUUGAACUCUCACUCCCCGUCCUUCUUGUCUUUUGAACGCCACUUCUCGCUCUCCUUUCUUGUUGCUUCUGCGAGGGGCUAUGGAAUGCCGGCUGUUGGAAUUUCUCGCACCGCUUAUGUUUCUGCAGAUCACAUUCGAGCCUCGUUCUCUGCCUUUCCGGAACGGGGAUGCCGGAGGUCGAUGCGGGAGUUUAAACAAGUAAUUCGGUAUUUCUCAAUUCUAUCCAGCUAUCUGAAGAGUAUGGUCAUGGAUUCUAGACACGUUCGCUACAAGCGUGUAAUACCGAAGGAGUUCCGUCUGCCAUUCACUUCGGAGGACGGUUCUGCAGGAUGGACAUGCUUUACAUAUACUAUUCGAUUUCUAAAUUUCAAGGCAGGAACGGAUCCAAUACAGCAGUCAGCCUCCGAAUUUCUACUUUUAUCUCCCCAACUGCUUGACGAAGAGGUGUCGAGUAUUAGUGUGCAUCUUAAUCUUCCAGCCUUCGCUGCAGUGGACUCCAAGUUAAACUACUGCGGAGUGUUAAAUGUUAGCCCUGAGAAAGUGGAGACUGUGAAGAAGUUUAACAUCUGGUUAUUUCAUUUAGCAAUGGGAAAGUGCUUCGCCUUACCGAAAGUGUCCGGCGAAGGAAAAAAGAAUUACUAUGUUUUACCUUGCAAGCCUAUCACAGGUGACACGGUUCCAAGCCCAGAAGAGCUGGUUGAUUGGCAUGUCGUGGAGAUAGCGAUUACUUCGAGCUUACUGUACAGAAGAAAAGUACCUUUUUUCGGAGGAUACGCUACUCUAGACUGUCAAAAUACUCAAAGUAACGAAGCACUCGAUGGUGGUGGGCUGAGGAUGCGGAACGGCAUAUUUCAGGAGCAUGACCUCGAGGAUGCAGUUGUUACAUGUGCUAACAAUGGUUUACCUUGCUUCGUUUCUGGUAUCUUGCACGAUCUUUCGGGCAGCAGUUUUUGUUCUCAAUCUGCCGGACGCAAACAGAUCAGCUAUUCGGAUUACUACUUUCAUGAGUGCAAAUACAAACUAGAAUACCCCGACCAGCCUCUCCUUAAAGGAUAUCGACUGGUACGAGCUGGCAACUACGUACGGCGAACAUCUGCAGUAUCAAAUGGUGAUUCGGUGAAGCCAUGGGAAACAAUGGAGCUUCCGCCUGAAGUUUGCAUACUGCAUGUGGGGCUAAAAGGGAAGCUUUGCAGGGGGGGUAUGCGUCUUCCAUCUAUACUUCACAGUUUAGAAAUGUCACUGGUGGCUGCGGAGCUUCGAAACAACAUAGGUUCCCCUCUGUCCUGUUUUAAGGUCCAGGAAGCAUUGACAUCGGGGGCAUGUGAAGGGAACCACUCAUACGAGACUCUGGAACUUUUGGGGGACAGUGUUCUCAAUUUUAUUGGAGGCGUCCACAUGUACAUUGAUUUCCCUUCUUGUACCAGCGAGUUGCUUCAUUCAUACCGUCAUGAUUUAGUCAGUAACAGGAAUUUGUACAAGUGUGGACUUGCUUGUGGACUUCCUGGAUACAUCUUUGCUGAACUGCUAAAUACCAAGACGUGGGUGCCACCGGGUCCAGCUCUGGAAGACCUCCCUCAAAAAUCGCCUGAUGGGCAAGUCAUUGGACUCAAAACCCUUGCGGAUGUCGUUGAGGCCCUGAUAGGGGUUACGUUUUUACAUGGAGACUUAAACUCUGCAGUGAAGACAAUGGUUUGGCUGCAAGUGCCAAUUCCUUUUCCUGAAAAAAUUCCUGAAGUGAUUAUUGCUGACAUACAGGAGCUAAUGGAAGCUAGGAAUACUUUCAAAGAUCAUGACAUAGUAACACUUGAGAAAAAAAUUGGUUACCAGUUUAAAUGCAAAAGUCUUUUGCUAUCAGCUUUUGAUUAUGGUGACGAAGUCACCUUCACACAGAGCGGUGUACCAAGAGGAAGUUUUCAGUUUCAGAGGCUAGAAUUCCUAGGAGAUUCCGUUCUUGAUUUCUUGAUUAUGCGGCACUUUGUGCAGCUUUACUCUGCAUUUAAUCCGGAGCAGCUGAAUGAUUUGCGACAGGCAACUGUGAACAGUGAAAACUUUGCAUGCACUGCGAUUCGUCACGGAUUUCAUCAUUACUUAAAGAGGAUGUCCCCUAUAUUACGGGACGAAAUUGAAUUGUACGCAGCUUCAGUUCAUAGGGAAGGUGGCAGCCCUUUUGGUAUACCAAGUCGAGCAUCUCCCAAAGCUAUUGGGGAUUUGAUGCAGACCUUGGCUGGUUCUAUACUACUCGACUCAAAUUUUGAUCAUGACCUCGUCUGGAAGGUACUUAAACCAUUGCUUAGUCCCCUCGCCACACCUAAGACAGUGAUGCGACAUCCACGACGCCUGUUAGAGGCAUUGUGCCACAAGCAAGACCUCAAGCUGGAGUUGCAAACUAUUCAGCUGGAAGGAGCUGUGGAAGCUAGGGUUUAUAUAAACCAAAUUUGUGUUGCCAACUCUAAGCAUUAUGAACCUACUGUUGCAAGACGGCUUGCCGCAUUCACGGCUUUUCGAUCAUUGUCACCAAAGAGAAAUGGUCUUAUGUAUCUCGACUCUGUGGACUAAACUUUCGGUGAUAAUGUCCGCUUCAAUUUUGAACUAUUGUGAAUCGUAAGUGAUCUGGUUUAUGUUGCUCAAGAAGUCACUGCUUCGAACAUCAUCUCUCAGAUAUUUAGGUUCGUGUCAACUUUACAGCUCAGACUAAGACAGUGUCUUGCAGAAGAUCACGGAGUUGGGGCUCCGAAAACGGCUAGAACACAUGGAACUGGAGCAAGGUUCCCUCAAUGUACAGUUCCAGCCUGCAUCCAACUAAGUUUCUAGACACAGCUGGCACGAACCCCACUCUUACGCUUCAAAGCGUCGUAUCAAAUUUCUGUUUGUUCGGAACAUGAUUUACAAUUUGAAUUCUUCCUAUUUCAUGGACUUUGAUGCUGUUCUUACACAAGAAGUUGUUUUGCAGUUUAAUCACAGGGAAACAGGCUUCUCCAAUUUUAGUUCCUUCAAUUUUGUCAAUUAUAUCGAUGCUGACGUUUUUCACAAGACCUUGGCCACUUGGUGGAGAAGGGGAUUCUGAUUACUAGGUGUAUGCCUUUACGGCGAACAAUCUGUCUGGAGAGGCACCAUGACUAAAACAAUGAAACACAUCACAUGAUCGUUUAAUUUCUAGCUGCAAAUCUUAACCACGCUUGAUGGAUUUCGACAUAAACAGGUUUCAAACAAAUAUAAAUAAAUAAGUAUUAUGUUCAAUAUAUGUACACUUUUAAAA